Rhododendron vialii is the source of this 899-nucleotide messenger RNA. RefSeq lists its product as uncharacterized. The coding region runs from base 163 to 690 and encodes 175 amino acids. Gene Ontology annotation, molecular function: calcium ion binding. The record is from RefSeq and is a predicted model, not a curated record. Lineage: Eukaryota; Viridiplantae; Streptophyta; Magnoliopsida; Ericales; Ericaceae. The transcript has 6 exons.
AAACAGCUCUAAAUGUCACCAUCAGGUAGUUGAUGAACUUGAAAACAGUUGUACACAGAUGACCCAACCUUCACCCAAAAUUUCCUAGCUCGAAAUUAGGGUUUUUGUUGUCAUUUGUAGACCUAACAAUCUCCUUCGAUUAUCUCAUCGCUACUUGAAACAAUGGGCAAUACAUCUUCGAUGCUCACUCAGUACGACAUCGAAGAGGUUCAAGAGCACUGCAAUCAUACAUUUUCACAGCAGGAGAUAGUGUCUCUAUACCAGAGAUUUUGUCAGCUCGAUCGCAACGGUGGCGGCUUCGUCUCCGCCGACGAGAUCUUCUCCGUACCUGAAUUCGCCGUCAAUCCUCUCUCUCAGAGAUUGAUGAGGAUGUUGGAUGGAUUGAAUUUCAAGGAAUUCGUAGCAUUCUUGUCCGCAUUUAGUUCUCGUGCAAGCUUGCAACAAAAAGUCGAAUUCAUCUUCAAGGUUUAUGAUUCUGAUGGCAACGGAAAGGUUGCAUUCAAUGAUAUGUUGGAUGUUCUACGCGAUUUGACUGGACAAUUUAUAUCUGAACCACAAAGGGAGAAAGUUCUGACCCAUGUGCUCGAGGAAGCAGGCUACACAAAGGAUUCUUUGUUAAUUGCAGCGGACUUUGUCAAGAUUCUUGGAAACUCUGAUUUGAAGAUGGAAGUUGAGGUCCCCGUAGAUUGAAUUGAUGAUAGUGAGUGUUGCAAUGGAAGUUUCUUAAAAUAACGGAGCUCCAGUUAGGUUGCGCUGCUUGCGAUAUGUCCUUGUGUACAAAAUUUUAUCCUACAUUAUGCUGGUAGUUUGUAUCGAAAUAUUUCCCCCUCACCCAUUGUUGCUUUAUUAACAGUUUGAAAUCAUUAAUUUUCCAAGUUAUGCACAUGUUUUGCGACGUC